This is a messenger RNA of Loa loa (African eye worm), 348 nucleotides long. RefSeq lists its product as hypothetical. The record is from RefSeq and is a predicted model, not a curated record. The transcript has 2 exons. The coding region runs from base 1 to 348 and encodes 115 amino acids. NCBI's taxonomy places the organism in Eukaryota, Metazoa, Nematoda, Chromadorea, Rhabditida, Onchocercidae.
AUGAUUAUCUCACGUAGAAAAUUUGUCGCAUAUCAAUUUUCGGAAGAAAAGCCAGCAAAUCUGAAAAUUGGAAUUAAAUCUAGGAUUACUGAAAAAAGAAACAAAAAACUUGAGAAGUCAAAUAGAAAUUAUCUAAAGCAAAAGGAAGUCGUCAAAGAAGCGAAAAGUUUAAACCACAUUAGUACUGCCAGCGAUGAUCAUCCACUGGCUGUCGACGGAUUUCAGAAGAUAACAUUUGGAAAGACCACAGGGGAUAAUGAUUUGGAGCAUGGUUUCAUGAUCAGCGACCAAGAUGAUCAAGAUGAUAUGCAGGUUUUGCUGAAUGGAAGAAGCAAAAACUUUUUUUAG